CGCGGACACAGUAUGACAGCUUUAACCGGACUCCAACUGAAAUUUAAAUGAACCUCUUUUGAAGCUAGUGUGUGGAGUCCCGUGUCGUCAUGCCGCUUGUUAAGAGAAAUAUCGAGCCGCGUCACCUCUGCAGGGGACCCUUGCCAGAGGGAAUUGGCAGCGAGCUGGACUGCGUCACCAACAACAACCUCUCGGCCAUCAUCCGCCAGCUCAGCAGUCUCAGCAAACAUGCAGAGGACAUCUUUGGCGAACUUUUCAAUGAGGCCAACACCUUUCACUUGCGAGCCAUUUCCCUGCAGGACCGUAUCGACCGUCUGGCCAUCAAGGUCACCCAGUUGGACUCCACCGUAGAGGAGGUUUCUUUGCAGGACAUCAACAUGAGAAAGGCGUUUAAGAGUACUACUGUGCAAGACCAGCAGGUGGUGUCCAAGAGUAGUGUACCCAACCCUGUGUUGGACAUGUACAAUGUCAGUGACAAGCCACCACCCCUUAGCAUCCUGUCACCAUACAGGGAUGACAAUAAGGACGGGAUGCAGUUCUACACUGAUCCCUCAUACUUCUUUCAGCUUUGGAAGGAGAAGAUGUUGCAGGACACUGAGGAUAAGAGGAAGGAGAAGAGGAGGCAGAAGGAGCAGAGGCGUGGCAUGGACGGUACCCUGCCGCGUGAGGUGAGGAAGGUGAGGAAGGCCCGAAACCGUCGGCAAGAGUGGAACAUGAUGGCUUUCGACAAGGAGCUGCGUCCAGACAGCCGCCACGCUCAUACCCUCCACCGAGGGAUGUCCUCGGAGGGGUCCCUGUCCCCUGAAAACAGGUCACAUGGGUUAGAUCUCCCAAGCUCUCCCACACCGUGCCCUCCCCAGACACCUGUAGCUCCUCACUCUUACCUACCAGGAGACAGCCACUUGAACAGCGUGGAACACGAAUACCACAGCAUCAACAUCGGAUAUGGGGGUGAAAUGACAAGCCGUCAUCACCAACCCCUGCCCUUGCCUCCAAAUGCUGACAUCAUCAAUGGCAUGCCCCUCCCACCUCCAGACUACAGCAUGACAUCAGCUCAGAUUAUGGAGUGCUCUAGCCGCUCCAAGCCACCGCCCCCUCCUCCUCUCAUUCCAUCAGCACAAACUGCCUUUGCCGCGCCCCUCGGAGGCCCUACUCCAGGGUCCUACACAGAACCAAUGGUAGUGACUGCUGGCUGUCCCCUCCCGCCUCCGCCAGCUUCUGGACCCUUACCGGGUCCACCCCCCCCAGGGCCACCACCACUCCCCCCUGGUCCCCCCCACAUUGCCUCCCACCAAAACUCCACCAGACCCAGUGAGGACAAGAGGCAGGAGUCCCAGUCCAUCAGUGAUGCACGCAGUGAUCUGCUCUCUGCCAUCCGCAUGGGGAUCCAGCUGAAGAAAGUUCAGGAACAGCAGGAGCUGCAGGCAAAGCGUGAGCCCAUGGGGAAUGAUGUGGCCACCAUCCUGUCCCGUCGGAUCGCAGUCGAGUACAGCGACUCUGGGGACGACUCUGAGCUCGACUACAAUGAGUGGUCUGACUGACUCGCCUCUCCAGGAACGGAUGGGACUGAAACUCAACCCUACUCCACCUUCCCUGACACACGUUGACCCCUAAAGCAUGACUACACAAUGCCACCCACCCCCUCACACAGUGAGACAAGAGCCCUUUGCAAAGUGACCGACAUGCACAGGCAUACAUUUUAUUUUCAGGAAGA
Megalops cyprinoides (Indo-Pacific tarpon) is the source of this 1714-nucleotide messenger RNA. RefSeq names its product wiskott-Aldrich syndrome protein family member 3-like. Bases 90 to 1541 code for a protein of 483 amino acids. Gene Ontology annotation, biological process: actin cytoskeleton organization; positive regulation of Arp2/3 complex-mediated actin nucleation. Gene Ontology annotation, molecular function: protein kinase A regulatory subunit binding; actin binding; Arp2/3 complex binding. The transcript is spliced from 9 exons. NCBI's taxonomy places the organism in Eukaryota, Metazoa, Chordata, Actinopteri, Elopiformes, Megalopidae. The record is from RefSeq and is a predicted model, not a curated record. Gene Ontology annotation, cellular component: cytoskeleton.